GUUACUGAGCGUUCAGCUCCCGAGGACUGUUUAGUUGAGGGGCCUUGGGCACCGUCGAUUUCUUUUUUCAGAAGAGGAUUAUGGAUAUCCUGUUCAACACUGAACAGCAACACAGCAGAACUAAAAUUCAAAACAUUAUAACGAUACGAGUCAUACGAUAACGAUAUAAUGACGCACGGCUUCACUUUCUUCUCUAUUUGAUAAGCUUCAGAAAACAAAUAUGAAGACAUGAAACACCAGUUUUAAAGGUUGACAUUCUUUAUCUAAAGAUUUGAAUGAGGUCAUAAAUCUGCUAUUCAUCUUCUGUGUCAACGGCAUUGGACAGCUGGGCUGAACUUGAGCAUCAGAGCUGAAGACGAUGACCACCGAAAGCUCUCUGGACUCCACCAGCCCCAUGAGGACGGGUUCGGCGUCAAGCGGGAUGCAUCCCGGAAUAAUGGACACUUCGACUGGUUCUGAAAGCCAGGCCAUAGUGACCAGCAAAGGUAAAAAGAGCAGCUCGGGAAUGCGGCGUCCCGAAAAGCCACCCUACUCUUAUAUUGCGCUCAUUGUGAUGGCGAUCCAGAGCGCACCGACAAAGCGUCUCACUCUGAGCGAGAUUUACCAGUUCCUGCAGACGCGGUUUCCUUUCUUCAGAGGCACUUACCAGGGAUGGAAGAAUUCCGUUCGACACAAUUUGUCCCUAAAUGAGUGCUUCAUUAAGUUGCCCAAAGGCCUGGGGCGCCCUGGAAAAGGCCACUACUGGACCAUUGAUCCUGCGAGUGAAUUUAUGUUCGAGGAAGGCUCCUUCCGGCGGAGACCGCGGGGAUUUCGGAGAAAAUGUGAAGUGCUGAAGCCCAUGUACCGCAUGAUGAAUGGCCUCGGGUUCACUUCCGCCAUUUUACCCCAAAAUUUUGACAUGCAACCUCCAACCUGUCAUGCUAAUGGUUACAACCUAGACGUGAUCUCAGGACCAGUGGCUGGUGGCGGGUAUGACCCUCUAAAAAUUGGCCCCUAUGGACACAUGGGUAAUUGUCCACUUCCGACAAAUGGAAACUAUGGAGCAAACACCAGUAGUCCAGUCUCCUCUUGUUCAACGGGCAGUUCAAUUGACGGGCAUUCACAGUAUUCUGGGACAGCUCACCACUGGCCUUCUUCUCCUUACCUAAAGCGCACUAGCUCUAGUACAGGGUCCUCUGCACAACAGCAAAGUACAUCAUCAUUAUCUUCAUCCUAUUCGAUGGAGCAAGCUUAUCUGCAGCCGAGCAACAGACAUGGUGCAGACAUGACAGUGGACGUAUCUUGCUAUCAGGCCCAUUCCACUCCUGUGGAUGAACGAAAAGACUUUGUGUUAAACUUCAGUGGAAUCUCAACUCUCCAUCCGCCUGCUAGUGGAUUUUAUUCUCAUCACCAUCAUCAUUAUCACCAGCAGCAGCACGUUCAGCCGAGUGUACAGCAGGACGUCAAGCCGUGUGUAAUGUGAAGGAAACUGAUCAUAUUCACAUAUCUAGGAACCAGAAGAUCCAACACACCCAAGCCAGUCGUGUUUUUUUAUUUUUAUUUUUAUUCUUUGUCUAGUCCAUUAGAGUUGAGGCAAUGAUGUCUAUAAGGGUGUAUUAGAGGCCCAUUCUUUAAACAUUCUGUUCUGUUCUCUUCAUUCUCUCUUUGGCACAUGUUUUUAAGACAGGGGAAACAACAAAAUGUGCAGAGCAGGAACUGAGUAAAGAUCUAACAAAGAUUUAUUAUCUGAACACGCGUAGUGCUUGCAGAAAACUGUUACAGCUCUCGACACUAAUGUCACUUUUGUGUGGAGGAGCUGUGACCACUUUACCGUCUAACUGUCUAACUGUACAUAAUCAAACGUAGCAUAUAAAGAAAGGAUACAUUAUUAUUAUUAUUAUUAUUAUUAUUAUUAUUAUAUAAAUCUGACAUUAAACAUCAAAUGAUAUAAUUAAAAAGUAUAUAAAACUGUACUAUUAUAAUACCAGGUUGAUGUAGGCUACAUUAGUACGUGUAUUACUCGCCUGGUAAGCCAAAGGUGAUUUCAUCACCCUGUUUUACAACUGUCUAUAGAAAGCAAUUAAAUAAACCAGUAAUGAAAAGCUGCAAUAACUGUAGAAAAUGAAGGCUUUUACUGAAGGAGAAUUGUCAUGUUUUAUCAUUUUAUCUAUAAGAUAUAACAGGAAAAGGUUCAAAUGAAAUCCUGGGCUUUUGCAAAAAAUGUUUGUGAGAUUUUUCUUGCUUCAGAAAUGACACAGAUUGAAAUCCUGGCAUUUUGUUCGUAUAUUUUCGUAUUUGAGGUUUGACAAUUCACACGAAAGAAGGCCUUGAAGUGAGUCUAUGCACAUUGAAACAACAGUAACAAACUGUGAUGUUGCCCCGCCAUCUAGCGGCGAGGUUUUGCCACGGCGCCAUCACACAUCUAUGGAUUUUUUUGUCUUUGUUUUCAAAAUUGCUAAAACAUACAGUUAUUAUACAGUGCCACAUUAGGCCUACAUGCCACUGUACAUACACAGAAUAAAUAAAUAUUAAUUAUUUAGAAGGAGUGUUUUGUGCGCAUUAUGGCAUGGAAUAAACUUGUAGCUUCAGCAAGAGGGCAUGCAGGAAUGGGCUUAAGUCCAAAUUCCUAUUGAGCAUAUAACACCCACCAUGCACACCCAGGAGGCACACAAUGAAAUGAAUAUUUGGCACAGUGAGUAGAGACCUCCUACACAAUCAGUCUGGGGGGGGAAACGUGUGGAAGCAGUUCACCAGAAUUAAGUAAGGCUGCUUGUUAUUAAGUUAGAAUUUGUUAUUGUAAUUAUUAAGUUAGUGUGUGUAUUUUUGGUAGCCAAAAGAAUGCAAUACAUAGGAAAAAAAAACACUUUAGAUAUUAUUUUGGAGGAGAAAUGGAAAUAAUACAGUAAUGGCAAAGUAGCAAAAAUGGGAUAGGGUUAGUUUAUGUAAAGGCAAGUAAUUAUGCAACCUAAAAUCUUUUUGGGAACUGCAUUUUAGUAUUUAUGAAUUGUAAUUGCAAAAAUAAUUGUAAGAUCGACAAUAAAUCCUGAUUGUUUUUUAUAUUAUUCAAAAGAGGUAAAUCAUUGGUGAAUAGAUAGAUAGAUAGAUAGAUAGAUAGAUAGAUAGAUAGAUAGAUAGAUAGAUAGAUAGAUAGAUAGAUAGAUAGAUAGAUAGAUAUGUUACUGUUAUUAUUAAGUUAGAAUGUGAAUUUUUGGUAGUAUUUUUGGUAGCCAAAAGAAUGCACACUACAUAGCAGAAAAAAACAGUGAUAAUAUUUUAGAUAUUAUUUUGGAGGAGAAAUGGAAAUAAUACAGUAAUGGCAAAGUAGCAAAAAUAGGGUUAUCUAAAAUCUUUUUGGGAACUGAAAAACUCUUACCUCUUUGGAGAACAGAUGAAGAAUCCUAUCUGUUAUAGUCUAUGCUGAUAAAUCGCAUGCAAAGAAUUAAGUAUAAAGGUUUGGAAGUUAAUAAAUAAUAAAUCUGAAUAUGAUUUCAGCCAUAGCACAUUAUUUUUUGGUCACACUCAUUCACAUGGAACGUUAGGUCACAUUUGCAGCUUGGACCUUGGGCAAUAUUACACUGCCGCCUUGUGUUAAACAGUUGUAACAAAAUCAUGUCAGUCAAUCUUUAUUCCCAGCACAUUCGAAGACAAGAAAUGUCCGCCAAAGGUCUGUACAAUAAAUAGUUAAUCAAAGUUAAGAAAGGUUACCUAGUUAACAUAAUUAAACCAAUCGUUUUCAAGUGAGAAAUAUAACCUGUAACUGUAUAACCACCAUAUACAGAGCAAAUAGACUGUAAUUACUUCUUUUUCAAAUCUUAAAAGUGGCUUCUGAAGGAGGACGCUCAUGUCAAAAUAAGGUAUAGCAGAUCACAGAGCCGUUUUCUUCCAAGACAGACUAGCCUUCUAUUCUGCUACUCACACACCUGAACUUAGACAAGUGUUUUUUAACUCCAGCCAUGGAGAACAAACGCCUGCAUGUUUUGACAAUUUUCCCUAUAGAACUGGAGUUGAACACCUCUGUCUAAAAUUACCUAUACAUGGACAUCAUCAGCGAUAAUAUAAAGAAAAAAUGAGAGGGGGGACGGAGGAAGUAAAGGAAAUUACACAGAGUAUGUAUUUAAGGGGGAAACUAGGUUUAUACAAAAAGAUGAAGAGCCUAAUAUGAAUUUAUGAAUGAUUUAUGAACUGUAAUUUCCAAAAUCAUUUUAAGAUCGACAAUAAUCCUGUUUGUUUUAUAUAUUAUUCAAAAGAGGUACAUGUUAUGUGAAUAUAUAUAGGCCAACCAAAGCCAGAAAACUGCUUCAUGAAAAGUACCUAGAAGUUUAGACUGAAAUCAAAAUGAUGAAAUGAAAUAGAAAAUAAUGUGGACAUAAAAAUACUACAUUAACACGAGAAGAUUUCUCCGAUCUUCUGGGUUUUCAGGAUUGUUACACGAAAACUUGAGAAAAGUCCAGAAGCCGUUACUUCGGGGGAAAAAACUAUUACUCAAAUUCAUAAUGCAAUUCAUGUCACUUAAAAUAUUUUCACCUUAUUCAAAAUCUUAACAUUACAUUAUAACCUUUUUAUUUCAAUACAUUCUCUCAUUUAUUAAAAUGUCUAUAGAUACCGCCCCCCCCACACACACACUUAUUAGGAGACGAUUCUAACAUGAUCAUUAAUUUAAUGCAUAAAGAAUUAUAUUAAUUGCUUUCUUAUAUUCUUUUUGAAAUUGUACUGGGGUUUGAGCCACAUAUCCAGAUACCCAGCUCUCCAGCGAUUCGUAAUCAUUAACAUGGUACAUGAGUGUCUUAUAAACAGAUUUCAAUUAGGCAGAAGUCGCAUGAUUACUAGGUGAUUAAUAACGGGUUUGAUUAAAAACAAAUGGCAUCUGUAUAUCCGCUUUUUACAUUUUUACAUAAAUCAUCUGUUUUCAAUAUUGCUUAAAUUAAUCAUUACACACGCCACGAGGGGGCAGCCAAUGACAGAGCGCAAUGCGUAGCACUUGACUAAUCAAUUUCUUGUUCAGUAAAAGCACAUAUUUUUAAACACUCAGUAGCUUACAAAAUAUAUACUGGGGAAAGUGUAGGGUACCAAGACGAUAGAGAUUAUGUUGAAGAUGAUCUGAUGGAGCUGAAGAAUCAAGAACCAAUUGUACAAAGCUAAUUAAAUAUUUUAGUAGCUUUAUGGUGCUCUCUCUCUCUCUCUCUCUCUCUCUCUCUCUCAUUACAUUUAAUAAUAAAUAAAUACAUGCUUAGCACUAAGUAUUAGUAUUAGAGAAGCAUUAGAGCAAUAUUAGACAGCAGUAUUAGAUAUCAUACCGCUUAAUUUAUUCGUUACUAGAAUAAAUAAAGCUGCAAUCUCUUUAAAAAAAUGUUUGCCAUUUUCCGGUGAUGCUGCUUGACAAAUGCUCCACUAUCAACUAAUGUACAUUUAAUAACUAUAUCCACCUUCAAAUGCAUUGAAAGCAAUUUAUAAUUAGGUGCAUUUUAAAAUAUUAAAAACAGUUCAAAGGAAAUCCAUCCUCCUUUGGCAGACACUGGGCGCUGGUUGGUAAUUACAGCUACAGCUGUAUAAGUAAAAUAUAUGGAAUAUAUAAAGGAUAUUUUGGUAUGAUAAAAUGUGAACAGGAGUUUUAAUACUGCAGCUGGACGGCAUGUGUGAAAUUAGCUCUAGACAAAAACAUACGCCGUUUCUUCCCACACACUGUGCUUAAAACUUCU
Messenger RNA from Hemibagrus wyckioides, 5675 nucleotides. It is a transcript of the gene foxf2b, whose product is annotated as forkhead box F2b. Gene Ontology annotation, biological process: animal organ morphogenesis; regulation of transcription by RNA polymerase II. Gene Ontology annotation, molecular function: DNA-binding transcription factor activity, RNA polymerase II-specific; RNA polymerase II cis-regulatory region sequence-specific DNA binding. Gene Ontology annotation, cellular component: nucleus. The record is from RefSeq and is a predicted model, not a curated record. The coding region runs from base 359 to 1462 and encodes 367 amino acids. The transcript has 2 exons. Lineage: Eukaryota; Metazoa; Chordata; Actinopteri; Siluriformes; Bagridae.